Messenger RNA from Amaranthus tricolor (Joseph's coat), 2895 nucleotides. RefSeq names its product G-type lectin S-receptor-like serine/threonine-protein kinase At2g19130. The record is from RefSeq and is a predicted model, not a curated record. Bases 30 to 2519 code for a protein of 829 amino acids. Gene Ontology annotation, molecular function: ATP binding; protein serine/threonine kinase activity. The transcript has a single exon. Gene Ontology annotation, biological process: protein phosphorylation; recognition of pollen. Lineage: Eukaryota; Viridiplantae; Streptophyta; Magnoliopsida; Caryophyllales; Amaranthaceae.
ACUUAACAAAUACAACCUGAUAUUUAGCCAUGAAUAUCAAAAACAUAGUAAUCAAAAUCAUAAUUUCACUAAUUUAUUUCCUAAAUAUAUCAUGUCAUGCAAAAGAUAGUAUUAGUCCAACUAAUUACCUUACAGGAGAUGAAACAAUAGUAUCAUCUGGUGGGCAGUUUGAGCUUGGUUUUUUCAACCCAGGUAAGGCUUCUAAUUGGUACAUAGGCAUAUGGUAUAAGAGAAUUCCUGGUCAUGUUAAAAUUUGGGUUGCAAAUAGAGAUAGCCCUGUUUCUGAUAAAUAUUCAUCCAUGCUUAAGUUUUUGAAAGAUGGUAAUUUAGUUCUUGUUAGUAAUGAGUCUAACUCACCCAUUUGGUCCACAAAUUUGGACUAUAAUACUAAUAUUAGUACUAAAAGUGUGAAAGCUGUCCUCCAAGAUGAUGGGAAUUUUGUUUUGAGAGAUGGGUAUGGUUCGAAUUCUGUGAUUUGGCAAAGUUUUGAUCAUCCAACGGAUACAUUUAUGCCGGGGAGUAAGUUUGGAAUUAACAAAAAGAGUAACAAAAGUAUAGAGUUUAGUUCUUGGAAAAACGCGGAGGAUCCUGGAACCGGUCUAUUUAGUUUCGAGCGUGAUCCUAAUGCUAGUCAGCUUAUUAUGUUGUGGAAUAAAACAACACAAUAUUGGAGUAGUGGGCCUUAUAUAUCAGAUCAACAUAUAUUUAGUGAAAUGCCUGAGCUUAGGUUUGUGCCAAAAGUUCUUAAUGUGACAUAUGUUGAUAAUGAGAAUGAGAGUUAUUUGACUUAUUCGGUUCAUGACCCUCGAAUUAUAACGAGGUUUGUGAUGGAUGUAUCGGGGCAGUUUAUGGAUAUAACAUGGCAGGAAAGUAGCCAACAAUGGGUUCUGUUUUGGACAGAACCUGGACAGAGGUGUGAAGUAUUUUCAUAUUGUGGUGCGUUCGCAAUUUGUAGCCAAUCUUCUUUGCCAUACUGUAAUUGUUUGCCGGGUUUUGAGCCUAAUUUUGCAGUGCAGUGGGGUCUGAAUGAUUAUUCGGGAGGAUGUCGUAGAAAAAACAAGCUAUCGUGUGGAAGUGAAAAAGGCAAUGAUAAGUUUUUGAAAACUUCAGGUAGAGUAUUAGUAGAACAUCCGGAGGCUAUUUUAGCAUCGGAUGCAGGAGAAUGUGAAUCGGUUUGUUUAAAAAAUUGCUCGUGUUCUGCGUAUAGUUAUGAUGAUGAUGGUUGUUUUAUUUGGGUGUCGGAUCUUUUGAACAUGAGGCAACUCUCUGAUGGUAGUGGAAAAACUCUUUAUGUUAAAGUCUCGGCCUUAGAUGCAGGAACAAGCAAAAACAAGAAACUAGUAAUUGGUAUUUCAGUAGGAUUAGGCGCGGGAAUUCUAGCUCUUACUGCUUUUCUUUUUCUUUUUUACUGGAGGGGAAAAAGGCGGUUGAUGAAAGCUUCGAGAAGUAUGGAGCACUCACUAACACGGUUUUCAUUUAGAGACUUGCACACUGCCACUAAGAAUUUCAGUCAGAAACUCGGAAGUGGUGGUUUUGGUUGUGUGUAUAAAGGCCUUUUGCCGGAUUCCGCGGUCAUAGCAGUAAAGAAGCUUGAAAGCGUCAACAACAGUCAAGGCGAGAAGCAAUUCAGAGCAGAAGUGAGUGUAAUAGGGACAAUUCAGCACAUUAAUCUGGUUCGGCUUUGUGGGUUUUGCUCAGAAGGGUCUAAGAGGUUGCUGGUUUACGAAUACAUGCCAAAUGGGUCGUUGAACACUCUUCUUUUUGGACGAGACGUGCCACAGAUUUUGUGCUGGAAAGUAAGGUACCAAAUAGCAAUGGGAAUUGCAAGGGGAUUGGCUUAUCUACAUGAAAAAUGCAGGGAUUGUAUCAUACACUGUGACAUUAAGCCCGAGAAUAUCCUGUUAGAUGCUGAGUAUUGUCCAAAAGUUGCAGAUUUCGGGCUAGCAAAGCUCAUUGGAAGAGAUUUUAGCCGGGUUUUAACAACAAUUAGAGGUACGAGGGGCUACUUAGCACCAGAAUGGAUCUCAGGCGAGGCAAUCACAGCAAAAGCCGAUGUUUAUAGCUAUGGAAUGGUGCUCUUUGAACUUGUUUCUGGCCGAAGAAACAUCCAACAAGCAAAUGAAGAGAGGAUGGAUUUCUUUCCUGCUUGGGCAUUACGCAAACUAACUAAUGGUGAAGAUGUUUUAAGCAUAAUAGACACACGGUUAGAAGGAAACGCAGACGGGGAUGAAGUUAUGAGAAUAUGCAAACUAGCAUGCUGGUGCAUUCAAGAUGAAGAGAAUCAAAGACCAUCCAUGGGGCAAGCAGUACAGGUUCUUGAAGGAGUUUUAGAUGUUGAUAUGCCUUCAAUUCCACGGUCUGUCCAAGGUUUUGCCGAUGACGGAGAAAGUCUAAGGUUUUUCCAAGAGUUCUCGUCUUGUCAAUACUCAACUGAUACAACUGUCUAUGCAUCAGUAACUUCUGUUACCCAACACACUUCUACCAACACAAGUAUUGCGCCCCAAAUUCAGUCUGUGUAGCCGAUCCUAAUCUUUUUGGAUUAAGGAUUUGGCAUUGUUGCUGUCAUAACGUGUAAUGCUCCCCUUAAAUUGUAAUAGUUUUUUUUCUCUGCCUCUCUUAAGCAAUAAUGUAGCUUACUUACUAAUUGCCGGAUCAGACCUAUGUUGAUGUAUGAGAAAGUGAAUUUAAGUUUUCUUGCUUACAAACUUUUUUAAGUAUAACUAUUUUGUUACGAGAAACAAAGAAAAUUAAGUACACUAUUUCCUACGUCUCUUUAAAUUUGCAACACAACAUUCAAAAGUAGCAAAUUCAAAGGGAUAUAGGAGGAGAACUGUUUCUAUCGCAUCAUUUGGCAAUAAAUGAGGUUUGCUGAUGGAUCUAUUAAACAUCAAGUAC